Spea bombifrons (plains spadefoot toad) is the source of this 964-nucleotide messenger RNA. It is a transcript of the gene GAS2, whose product is annotated as growth arrest specific 2. Lineage: Eukaryota; Metazoa; Chordata; Amphibia; Anura; Pelobatidae. Gene Ontology annotation, cellular component: actin filament. The transcript is spliced from 8 exons. Gene Ontology annotation, molecular function: actin filament binding; cytoskeletal adaptor activity; microtubule binding. The record is from RefSeq and is a predicted model, not a curated record. The coding region runs from base 194 to 964 and encodes 256 amino acids. Gene Ontology annotation, biological process: actin crosslink formation.
AGGAUCCUAUGAAGAAAGAGAUGUUAACCAAAGGCCUGUCCCAGGCGUGGCCCCAAUAAGGGAAAGGGACCGGCACAUAUUGCGAAGAGAGAGCCGAGUAACAAUCCAGUUGACUUGACUCUGUCUGGAUCGUGGAAGACGCUGACAGCUGCCCCAAAGCUGAAAAGCAUUGUGGAGGACUUUCUCCUGGGAUAUGAUGUGCACUACGAGCCCAGCCGCCCGAGGCCCUGGCUUAUCUGACGUGCAUCAGUACAGCCAAUGGCUGACCAUCCGACAUGAGGCUGACCUGCUGCCUAUGAAGGAAGAUUUGGCCCUGUGGCUUACAAACCUCCUUGGGAAGGAGAUCACAACAGAGACCUUCCUGGAGAGGCUGGAUAACGGGGUGCUACUUUGCCAGCUUGCAGAAUCCCUGCAGAAUAAAUUCAAGGAGAAAUACCUGGACACCAAGAAGCAGGAGAAGAGUCUGUCUUCAAAUAGGAUCCCCUGCAGAGUCAAUGCUCCAUCCGGCUCCUUCUUUGCCAGAGAUAACACCGCCAAUUUCCUAAAGUGGUGCCGGAGUAUCGGAGUAGGAGACACUUGCCUGUUUGAGUCUGAAGAUCUGGUGCUUCACAAACAGCCCCGGGAAGUUUGCCUGUGUCUGUUGGAGUUGGGGAGAAUUGCAUCCAGGUUUGGAAUUGAGCCUCCUGGAUUAAUAAAGCUUGAGAAGGAGAUUGAACAAGAAGAAAUCCUCUCAAACCCGACCCCAUCACCAUCUCCUUCUCCCACCAAGUCACCUGGGAAGAAGAGCACCGGGAAGCUUUUAGAUGACGCGGUGCAGAAAAUUUCUGAAGACCCGCCGUGCAACUGUCCCAAUAAGUUUUGCAUAGAACGUCUUUCUCAAGGAAGGUACAAAGUUGGAGAGAAAAUCCUCUUUAUCCGGGUAAAGUAUUUGCAUUUUUAUGACCUGAGACAGUUGUCAUGUUGA